AUGGAGGACUCUGAAAGUAUUUCUUCGGAACCGGACGCGUUUGCUCAAGAGAUAAAAGAAACUUUAAAGAGAACACGUCUAAAUGACUCCUCCUUGGUUUCGGUUGUAGCGUUUGUAGGCUUUACUCAAAGUGGAACAACACCAAAUAUGGCUUCUACAACGUGUUGUAUCGACCAAGAAUGCAAUUGUGCUCAAAAACGGGCUAGUUUAUUGAUUGGAGAUGAUAGUAAUCACGGCUUAUGGAUUUAUACGGAUCAUGUGAAAAACACUAUAUACUUGUUACUUGAUUCCAUUAAUGAAUGGGCUUCAUUUCUGCAAAUAUGGGAAAAUAUAGAUGACUCUAUUGAGAGUGGGAAAGAAUUUCAGGAUUGGUUAUGGAAACAGGAACACUUGUAUAUGAGAAUGUUGGUGUUUAUGUUCAUGGUUUCUCAUGUUGUGAUGCUAUCACUCCCGAUAUCCAAACUUGAUUCUAACAUGGUUUCUUUAUUACGUAUUGUUUCUUCUGUUAAACGACACAUAAUUUCUCAUGCCUCUAAUUUUAUCAAUACAUGCUGGCAAAAUUGGGGAAUCCCUUCUCCUUAUGGAUCGACAAGUGGUGGUGGUUAUGGGGGGCGAGGAGGUACUCCACAAGGAGGUACAAUGGCCCCAGGGAGAUCUGUUCCAUUUCUUCUCUUUCUAUUUCAAGAAGUUCAGUUACCAGUCGUCAUUCAUAGUGAUUCCAACAAAUCGGAUGCUGUUCAUGACAAAUCGGCAUCUAUUAGUAUCAAAAGAAUUAAAGAUGCAUUGCAAGCUCGCGUUCGUUUCCUAUUUCGUACUUGCCAUUUAGUACAAACCAACGAUUUACAUGCGUCUUUUGACGGCAAUAUUGACCUAUAUAAAUAUGAAGAUCUAUAUGUAUACGGGCCAGAUACUCAACAACAUGCUUCAUGCCUUAGUCGUCAACUGUUCACUCUUCCUCCACCUUCUUCCCAAUUCUUUGUUCAUCUCAUUACUCGUGGAUCUACGGGAAACAUGCUGUCAGCAGAUCCCGCUCUUGUCAUUCUUUCUGCAUCCAUAAAUUCUGAUCGAAACGAUAUAAUUGAUAUAGAGGGAUUAUUGAAGAGAAGGAGGUUAGAUGCGAGAAGUACUGAAAAUUUCGAGAUUAAGUUGUUGAGGGAUUUCGCUAUAGGUUGGAUUAAAUGGGCGGGAACUGGUUAUCCAAGAAGUUUUGUGAAACGUGGUAUUGCGUCAAGUGAGUUGCCUGAUGCACGACAAUGGGUAUCUGGUAUUAUUGCUCUUAAAGGAUUUUUGUUUGCACAGCUUCCGAAAGAAUUAAUAGAUCGCAAAGCUUCUAAUAUUGUGGAGGAUACAUUAGCAAGGCGCCUAAAAGAUUGUAUACAAAUUAACAACAGAUUCUCAGCAAGUCAUUGUGCCCAGGUUUUGAGGAAAGCGGUUGAUGUGUAUUUACUAGAAUCACCGACUUAUUAUACCAAACAAUAUCAUGAAAUUAAACUAGAACAUGCCUUGGGUUUCUAUAUGUCAUCUGCGCGUGGUCCAUGUGUUCAAGAAUAUGCACAGAAAUUGAGACUCGAAUGUCAGAAUAUAUGGGAGCAUGGAAGACAGAAAUGCGAGUAUGAAAGUCUUACAGGACAUCAAUGUGUUUUAGGGGCAAAUCAUGAUACUGAUUCCAAGACAGACGAAAACGCCAAAAAGCUUGUCAAACAUAGAAGCGCUUUUCAAACGCUUCAUGCAUGUAAUUGUGGUAGGACUCGCCGAGAAAGAGAAGAUCCUUUUGAUCUUUUGGAGGCAAACAUCAAAUUUUUUAAAUUUGACGAUUGUUGUCAAACUGAAGAUGAUAACUUGUUUCAUUUGCCUCUUGUUAAAAACAAGCCAUCCGACAAAAAUAUGUGGUCUCUCAUUCAUCUUGGGUCAAGUACUAUUUAUGAUCCAAAAGUAGGUUUAGACAAAUGGGAUGGAUUUGUGACAAAUGCAAAUUUCCUUCUAUCCUGGAAUAUCAUGCUAUCCGAGCACAAUCAAGCGGACACUGCACAAGUUAAGGAUGUAAAUGGAUUAGGAACAGAUGCAGUGGAUUUGUAUAAUAUGAAUUGUGAAAUUGACGAAAGGAGGAUUUCCACUGUACCAAAUAAAGCUGGAAAGGAAACAUUCGAAGCGAGCAAGAUUAUAAUUAAGGAUUCCACAGAUUGGCCAUUGUUAACGAGUGAAAAUGCUGCACAACCCUGGAUGGCACAAUUGGAUUUUAACGGCGAUUCGAAUGAAAAUGUUCAACAGAUAUCUCAUGAUACUAACAAUAUUCAGUCAUCUUCAAAGGACUCUAAAAAUGGUGAUUACUCCAAAGACAAGCGAAGCAGGCGAAGCACAAAAAUCGCACAAAAAAAGGAACGCGAAAAAACACCCGCAAACACAUCGCUCAAUAAUCAGAAUUUCAGUCGAGGUUAUGUUGGUGUUGAAUAUGAAUGUCCUAAUGGGCAUAGAUUUAUGAGUUGUGGAGAAGGGCAAGUUUGCAAACACGGACAUAUCAAUCAUGCUCAGGAAUCAGCAAAAGAUCUUUUAGAAAAGGAUUUACCAAUCUUUAUUUUAUGCCCUUGUAAUAACACUUUGAAUGGACCACCCACUGUCACGGCACAACUACAAAGAAUCAUAAUAGUAACCCCUGAUCCACCUUUAUUAGCGAUACUGAACCCUUCGAUCAAGGAUCUUAAUAAUCAAGAUGUUGAGAUGUCCCCAAUUUUGAAUCUUGAUGACAGACAACAAUCACAAAUCAAUGAGAUUAUUCUGCCUAGUAAAAGCAUGACAGUUUUGCGUUUACCGUAUCCUUUUUGA
Ambispora gerdemannii is the source of this 2820-nucleotide messenger RNA. The record is from the annotation of a GenBank genome assembly. NCBI's taxonomy places the organism in Eukaryota, Fungi, Glomeromycota, Glomeromycetes, Archaeosporales, Ambisporaceae.